Molecule: messenger RNA, 1566 nt
Organism: Solanum tuberosum (potato)
Lineage: Eukaryota; Viridiplantae; Streptophyta; Magnoliopsida; Solanales; Solanaceae
Product: ubiquitin carboxyl-terminal hydrolase 12-like
Exons: 15
Coding region: 226-1518 (430 amino acids)
Biological process (GO): ERAD pathway
Cellular component (GO): BAT3 complex
Molecular function (GO): polyubiquitin modification-dependent protein binding; misfolded protein binding
Source: RefSeq, a predicted model, not a curated record
CUUUUCAAUUGCUAUUCCUCGUCACACAAGCACUUCAGCUCAACAAACUUUUUACUUGCUAUUCCUUGUCACACAAGCACUUCAACUCAACAAAGUUGCCGCCGGUUUACGUUCUCCCAUUCUCCGGCGACGUUACUCCUCAAUCUUCCUAUGGAUUGAUAGUAAUCUUUUAUCAACCUCAAAUUUCUGGUAAGAGUGAAGAAAGUGCAAGAAGAAAAGGAACAAAUGGGAAAGGAGAAAGCAGAGGCUUGUCUCUACACAAUGAUCAAGGUAGCUCGUGAUGAAGACCUUGCUGAACAAAUUGGAAAGGAGAUUUAUUUUGAUCUUGUGGACCAUGAUAAAGUGCGUACUUUUAGUAUUGAGAAACAGAUGCCAUUUACUCAAUUGAAGGAGGAAGUUGCUAAGGCAUUUGGUAUACCAGUGCAAUUUCAACGUUACUGGAUAUGGGCAAAGCGCCAGAACCAUACGUAUCGGCCUUAUCGUGCAUUGACAGAUCAAGAAGAAAUUCAACCGGUUGGUGAACUGAGAGAGGUUUCAAAUAAAUGGAACAAUGAUGAGCUAAAACUUUUUCUGGAAGUAGAAUUAUGCCUGGAUUUGCGACCUUUACAUCCACCAGGGAAGGCGACCAGGGAAGAAAUCCUUCUAUUUUUAAAACUUUAUGACCCUCUGAAAGAGACGAUUAGGUAUGUUGGACAUCUUUUUGUAAAAGGAAGUGGCAAGCCGCUGGAGAUAAAAACAAAGCUGAAGGAGUUGGCUGGCUUUUCGCCUGAUGAAGAAAUUGAACUCUUUGAGGAAAUAAAAUUCGAACCUAGUUUGAUGUGUGAAAAGAUCGACAGUAUGUUGAGUUUUUGUGAGGGCCAGCUAGAAGAUGGGGAUAUAAUUUGCUUUCAGAAAUCCCUUCGAAAUCAAUGCACUGAACAAUAUCGCUUUCCUGAGGUUCCUUCAUUUUUGGAGUACAUCCAGGUAAGAGCGAAUAAAGAGCAAGAAGAAAUGGUACAAAAGGGAAAGGAGAAAGCAGAGGCUUGUCUCUACACAAUGAUCAAGGUAGCUCGUGAUGAAGACCUCGCUGAACAAAUUGGAAAGGAGAUUUAUUUUGAUCUUGUGGACCAUGAUAAAGUGCGUACUUUUUGUAUUGAUAAACAGAUGCCAUUUACUCAAUUGAAGGAGGCAGUUGCUAAGGCAUUUGGUAUACCGGUGCAAUUUCAACGUUAUUGGAUAUGGGCAAAACGCCAGAACCACACGUAUCGGCCUGAUCGUGCAUUGACAGCUCAAGAGGAAACCCAACCGGUUGGUGAACUGAGAGAGGUUUCAAAUAAAUGGAACAAUGAUGAGCUAAAACUUUUUCUGGAAGUAGAAUUAUGCCUGGAUUUGCGACCUUUACAUCCAGCAGGGAAGACGACCAGGGAAGAAAUUCUUCUAUUUUUUAAACUUUAUGACCCUCUGAAAGAGACGAUUAGGUAUGUUGGACAUCUUUUUGUAAAAGGAAGUGGCAAGCCGCUGGAGAUAAAACAAAGCUGAAGGAGUUGGCUGGCUUUUCGCCUGAUGAAGAAAUUGAACUCUUUGAGG